AUCAACACAAAACCGCAUUUCAGACCAGGUACGGUCUGUAAGAGUUUGUGGUGAUGCCUUUCGUCCUGUGCAAUGCUCCUGGCACCUUUCAGCACGCUAUGAAUCGGAUAUUUCAUGACUACUUGGAUAAGUUUGUCAUCGUGUACCUUGAUGACAUACUUAUUUUGAGUAGGACUGUCGAGGAGCAUGUAGCGCACUUAGACAAAAUCCUCAAUCUCCUUCGGCAGCACAAGUUCAAGAUAAACGGGGAGAAGUGUGAUUUUGGUCGCACCCGUACCUUUUACUUGGGUCAUGAGAUUUCUGCGGAGGGUUUGAAGCCCGAUGACGCGAAGGUGGCCAGCAUUCGUGACUGGCCGCGUCCUUUGUCUGUGACUGAGAUGAGGUCCUUUUUGGGGAUGACAGGCUACUACCGCAAUUUUGUUCAGAAUUACAGCAUAGUGGCCGCCCCUUUGACGGACCUGACUCGCCUUGACAGCCCAUGGGAGUGGACAAACAAGUGUGAGACUGCCUUCAGACAUCUGAAGCAUGCGUUGACACACCAUGAGGUCUUGAAACUUCCUGAUCCUGACAAACCUUUUGUAGUAAGUACGGAUGCCAGCCAAUAUGGCAUAGGCGUCGUACUUGUGCAGCAGGAGGGGAAGAAGUUGAGGCCAGUAGAGUACAUGUCCAAAAAGAUGCCCUCUCAGAAGUUGGCUAAGUCCACCUAUGAGGAGCUCUAUGCGAUCUACAUGGCGCUCACCCAUUGGAGGCACUAUCUCCUUGGGAGGUUCUUCUACAUUAGGACUGAUCAUCAAACCCUGAAGUGGAUGAGGACCCAGCCUAUGCUCUCCGAUGCAUUGAAACGCUGGAUUGAAGUCAUUGAGCAGCAUGACUUUGUGCCCCAGUACAUCAAAGGUGAGUACAACAAGGUUGCUGAUGCGCUGUCGUGUAGGCCAGACUUCUCUGGUGCGCUGAUCACUGAGUUCGGACUUGCAGACAAUGUCACUCGUUCUAUGGUGGAAGCCUAUCGCGAGGACCCGUUCAUGUCUGAGAUUAUUCGCAGACUCGAGGCGAAGGACAAGGUAACUUUUGCCGAGUUUGAGUUGGCCAACGGCUUGCUGUUCCUUGAGAAGGCCGGGAAUAAACGUUUGUGUGUGCCCAACAGGGAGUCUUUGCGUAGUUUAUUUUUAGGUGAGUGUCAUGAUGCCACCGGACAUUUUGGCUUUAAGAAGAUUGCAGCCAGUCUGCUGCAGUGGUUAUGGUGGCCCACGAUGAUGAGAGAUGCCAAGCUGUACGUGGAGACUUGUCAGGUCUGUCAGAGAGACAAGCCCCGUACACAGGCCCCUCUUGGGCUUCUAAAGCCCCUUCCGAUUCCGGAAAGGCCUGGUGAGAGCCUGUCCAUGGACUUCAUGGAUACGUUGGUCACCAGCAAGAGUGGAAUGUGCUACGUCUACGUCAUCGUGGAUAGGUUUAGUAAGUACGUUAGGUUAGUUGCAAUGCUUGCAACAGCUAAAACUGAGUAUGUGAUCCGGCUGUUCAAAGAGAACUGGGUCAGAGAUUUCGGACUACCUAAGUCUAUAAUAAGCGACCGGGAUGUGCGAUUCACCACUGCGGAAAGCCGCAGCUGCAGAACAGGGCACGUAGUUGCAAAUGACAUCAGGCAAUCACAGAGGCGAAUGGGCAGGCAGAGCAGAUGAACCACGCUGUACAACACCUGCUGAGGCAUUACGUCAAGCCAAAUCAGGUAGACUGGGAUGAGAAACUUGCUCUCAUCGCCAGCCUGCACAACAACGCUGUGCACAGCGCUACGGGAGUGAGCCCGAACAGCUUGCUACUGACUUUCAAGCCUAGACUGCCUUUGGACUUCCUACUACCUGAGAAUCAUCCAUCUGCUGCACCAGGGACCUUAGAGUUUGCUUAUCGAUAUGAGCAACUGAUGCAGCAGGCUGUCGAACAGAUGCACAAGGCACAGGCGGCGAUGAUAGAGUCUGAGAAUAAACACCGCCGUCCAUC
Chara braunii is the source of this 1992-nucleotide messenger RNA. NCBI's taxonomy places the organism in Eukaryota, Viridiplantae, Streptophyta, Charophyceae, Charales, Characeae. The record is from the annotation of a GenBank genome assembly.